Angiostrongylus costaricensis is the source of this 2569-nucleotide messenger RNA. NCBI's taxonomy places the organism in Eukaryota, Metazoa, Nematoda, Chromadorea, Rhabditida, Metastrongylidae. The record is from the annotation of a GenBank genome assembly.
AAGAAGCUUAAGAACAACGAGAUACAACGGAUGACUUGGCAUGAAAUGCUAAUGCAAUGCAUUUGUCGUAGUUGAUAAGCCAUCUGCCUCUUACGGCUGGUUGGAUAGACGUAAACUGCUAGGGAAGCAGAGCUGCCAGAAACAGUCAGUGCAGACUGAAGAGUACAAGCAAAGUGAUUUUCGAACGUGCUCCUUUACUUACGAUGUAUUCAUAUGUAUUCCUAUGACCUUACCUACAUUUUUCAUUCACCUGUUCACUUGGAUUCUUCUUCCAGAUUUGAACUGUUCAUCGUUAGAAACGGCUCUAAUGCAGCGACUUCGUCCACUAUUCACCGGUUACAUUCUUGUCACUCCACCGUCGCCUGCAGUCGAAAGAAUGAUUGACAUCUUGAACAGACCACUUCGAAUAGUGGAUUUCUUACGACAAUGGCUAUUCCAAUAUUCGGAAUUGUCGGAGAACUUACAAAAUGCGUUCUAUUGGAGUGAUCUACGUGCAGCGAGUCUGGUUAGUUCCCUAUCCUUUAAUGAUCACUAUAGAAAUUAUUUUUAUUGGCUACAACGCAUCGAAUUCGUGCUGGAGCACAUUUUCGCUCCCUCUACCGAUCCAUACUCUUUCGGUGCUAUCACGAAGAAUUUCACAGAGACCAUCAAUAAGUACACAAAGUGUUUUCUAACUGAUCGGUUCGUGACCGUAGCCAAUGAGUCGGUCCUGGAGGAGACGGCCAUGUGCCUGGCAGACUACCAACGUUAUUUUUCUGGAAUUGUCAUCUUGAACAUGACGGAGCAUGCCACCCAAUUUGAUUCACUGACAGUCUAUAAGAUCCGCCAUCUACCAAAUCUCGUCGACGGUACCUACAGCUACGAAGAUAGUCCUCGGCAUUUUUUCGACAGAAACGUGCCAUUCAUCGACCUUAAAUAUAUCACUUAUGGAUUUUCGUUCCUCCAAGAGUCUGUCGACCGAGCCAUUAUCACUCUUCGAACAAAUUCUUCGCGUCAGUUGGGGAUGUACGCGCAACAGGAACCCUUUCCUUGCGUUUCAGUAGACACUUUCAACAUAACCGUUUUUUUCGCACUUUGUGUGAUUUUGUCGUUUGUUAUUCCUGCUUCAUUAUUGGUGAAGAAUAUUGUCUACGAAAAGGAACUCCGUCUCAAAGAACAAAUGCGAAUAAUGGGUCUUGGAGAUAUGGUGCACUUGUGGUCAUGGGCGAUCAUCUCUCUCAUCUUCAAUCUUACCAGCAUUCUUAUCAUUUCUAUCAUAAUUAAGAUUGGUCGCAUUCUUCCCAAUGUUGAUUUCUCGCUGCUACUCGUUUUCCUGGUACUGUUCGCCAUUUCUUCGGUUGCCUUCUGUCUACUUCUAUCCACUUUUUUCUCGAACGCCAAUAUCUCGACAGCAGCUACUUGUCUUGUCUAUUUUCUAUUCUUCUUUCCGUACCAGCUAAGCAUCCGUGCCCGUAACAAGAUUUUUACACGAUUCACGGUGGGUACAAUGUGCUUAAAGUUUCAUUCUACAGCUUACGAUGUUAGCUUGCUUGAAUGCAUGGUGGCGUUCAUCUGUGAAGCCAUUGUCUUCGUCGUUCUAACGUGGUACAAAAGUGCCGUUUCUCCAGGUUUGUUAGUUUUCUUGAGUGAAAUGAGUACUUACUGGGAAAGUUUAAGCUUGAAUGCCAAUAAUUGUUUUAUUUUAAUUUUAGUUUCUCCAAACGACAAUUUCGAUGUUGAGCCCUCGGACUUAUCACUAACCGUAAGUAUAUCUGGAAUGAGUAAAGUCUACAGCAAUGGAACCAGAGCGCUGGAUAGUCUACGCUUAAAUCUGUAUGAGGAUCAAAUCACUGCUCUUUUAGGGCAUAACGGAGCCGGAAAAACAACCACUAUGUCAAUACUUUGUGGUUUGUACUCGCCGUCGAGUGGCACUGCCUCCAUUUACGGCAUGGACAUCAGAAAGGAAAUUCAGUCCGUUAGGGAAGUGUUAGGUGUGUGUCCACAGUAUAACGUGCUAUUUUCACACCUAACAGUUGCUGAACAGCUGAGGUUGUUUGCAGCUCUCAAAGGAACACCAGAUUCUAAAAUCGAACAAGUGGGUCUACUAUUAAUUUUUUCAACUGGUUUAUUUAAGUUUCCUUUUUCUUUAGGUGGAAUGAAGCGUCGAUUGUGUAUCGGAAUAGCAUUAAUAGGUGGAUCGCGCUUUGUGAUUCUGGAUGAGCCGACAGCCGGUGUAGAUGUAAUGAGUAGAAAGGAGAUCUGGACGCUUCUACAAAGCAAUAAAAAAGGUCGAACGAUUUUACUAUCGACUCACCACAUGGACGAAGCCGAUAUUCUCUCUGACCGCAUCGCUAUCCUUUCACAAGGUCAACUGAUCUCAGUGGGAAGCUCCAUAUUUCUCAAGAACAGAUAUGGAGAAUCAUUUCAAGUUGUCGCUUGUAAAAAGGUUCAUCUGGUAGGAGACACCCUGCAGUACACAUUGGGUCAAUCUCAGCGCCCGUGGCCCACCAAGACCUCCAUCCUCCCGAAGUUGGUAAAUUGGUACCAGCUAGUCUGGGAGGAUAGUAGCACUAGCUCGAUACAUCGGUAG